Messenger RNA from Marasmius oreades (fairy-ring Marasmius), 417 nucleotides. RefSeq lists its product as uncharacterized. Bases 1 to 417 code for a protein of 138 amino acids. The transcript has a single exon. NCBI's taxonomy places the organism in Eukaryota, Fungi, Basidiomycota, Agaricomycetes, Agaricales, Marasmiaceae. The record is from RefSeq and is a predicted model, not a curated record.
AUGAAGUUCGCCCACCUCCUCGUCGCCGUCUUCUUCGCUCUCCACUCGAACGCAGUCAUCGUCCAAUUCGACAAGAUCUACGACAAGCCCGAGGGCCGACUCGAAUCUGUCGCCUGUUCUGACGGCCCUAAUGGUCUUAUCACUCGUGGCUACGGACCCACCUUUGGCACUUUGCCUAAAUUUAAUCACAUUGGUGCUGCCAGUGCUAUUGAAGGAUGGAACUCUGAAAAGUGUGGAACGUGUUGGGAAUUGAAGUACACCACCAAGUUCACUCAGAGGAGUAUCGUCAUUUUUGCCAUAGACCACACCGAGGAGGGUUUUACCAUCUCCGAGGGAGCGAUGAAUGAUCUCACUGCAAACCAAGCAAAAUUAUUGGGUCGUGUUGAUGUGGUCACCACCGAGGUACCAUGCGCUUAA